AUGCCGCCAACCCAAAAACCGCCUCAGCGCGUAAACGCCUCAUCAACAGGUACUUCAAAACGAGCAACAAUCAUCUUCCUCCAUGGCUUCGGCGACGACGCAGAUAGCUGGCUCAACAUAGCUCAACAAUUCCACUCCGCCCAAAAGCUCCCCCACCUUUCAUGGAUCUUCCCAAACGCACCACACAACCACGAAGCCAUGAGCACAGCAUGGUACACACCCACCGCUUUCUCGCCCAUCCCCGUUGGUCGCUCGAGUAAACCUGAAGAUGAAGGUGAAGAGGAUGAGUUUAAUGAGGAGGGUGAGAAUGAGAUUUUGGAGAGCGUGGAGUAUGUUUGUGGGUUGAUCGACGAAGAAGUUAAGAAUGGGGUGCCGGUUGAAAGGAUUGUGGUUGGUGGGUUUAGUCAGGGCUGUGCUGUGAGUCUGGCUUUGGGGCUGGCGAGUAGGUAUGCGGGCAAGAUUGGUGGUGUGGUAGGACUUAGUGGCUACCUGCCCCGAGGGCCGAAAAUCAGGGCUGGGAGGGAGCAGUUUAAAAAGAACGGAGAAGGAAAGGGAGCGAUGAAGAUCUUCUUGGUGCAUGGGACGAAGGAUAUGCUCGUUCCGAUGCGGGUGUUUAGGGAUACGAAAGCGAGGGUAGGAUAUACUCUUGGUGAGAAUGAGAACGAGGUGCUGGAAUGUCAUGAGUAUGAGGGCAUGGGACAUGUUACGUGUGGGCCGGAGUUUAGGGAUAUGUGUUCGUUUUUGGAGAGGGUUGUUCCUGAGUAG
Messenger RNA from Hyaloscypha bicolor E, 765 nucleotides. Its product is annotated as acyl-protein thioesterase 1. The transcript has 2 exons. Gene Ontology annotation, molecular function: palmitoyl-(protein) hydrolase activity; carboxylic ester hydrolase activity. The coding region runs from base 1 to 765 and encodes 254 amino acids. Gene Ontology annotation, cellular component: cytoplasm. Gene Ontology annotation, biological process: protein depalmitoylation. The record is from RefSeq and is a predicted model, not a curated record. NCBI's taxonomy places the organism in Eukaryota, Fungi, Ascomycota, Leotiomycetes, Helotiales, Hyaloscyphaceae.